AUGUUUCAGUAUGAUGGUCGUCUUGGUACUCAGUCUGUGCUCUAUGUGGUUGCUGUCAACAUGAGAAAAAAGGUGGCUGCUGAAUUUGAGAACAGCACGACUGGGCUCUUGUGGCUCAUCUUCCUGGCAAGAGAAGGUGCCUGUGUCUACCAAGGCUCGUUGUUUGAGAAUAACACCAUUUGGAAGCCAGAUUCCUGCCAAGAGUGCCGUUGCCACAGCAAUAUUGUCACCUGUGAACCUAUCCUCUGCAAACAUCCCCAGUGUGACUUUCAGAAGGGAGAAGUGCUCCAAAUAGCCUCCAAAAAAUGCUGCCCUGAGUGUGUUUCCAGAGCUGAAGGCUUCUGCCAGCAUGAAGGACAGAUCCAUAGCCAUGGCACGGAGUGGGCCAGCUCUGGAUGUGUCCGGUGCUCCUGUGCCCAUGGGAAGGUGAACUGUACUCCCCCAGCCUGCCCAGCCCUCAUGUGUGGACGAGGGGAACUGCAAUACACUCCUCAGGGAUCCUGCUGCCCUAGAUGUGUGGGACGUGGAGAGCCUUGCUCCUUUGAUGGACACUUGUUCCAGGACGGGGAAGACUGGCACCUCGGUUGGUGCUCCAAAUGUGUCUGCAGGGAUGGUGUGACUCGGUGCUUUACAGCUUCCUGCCAGGCUCUACUGUGCAGUAAGGAUGAAGUUAUGGUUACACCUCCUGGAAAAUGCUGCCCAGAAUGUCUUCCAAAGCCCUGCUCGGUGUCAGGAAGAGUGUACCAGCAUGGUGAACAGUGGAAAAAAAAUGCCUGCACUGCAUGUAUUUGUCACAGGGGGGAAGUCAGAUGUCUGAGCAAGACCUGUGACUCCGUUACCUGUGAGAAGGGGGAAGACAAGGUGCAGCAUCCUGAGAAGUGCUGUGAAGAGUGUGUGCUUUCCAGGGGUAGCUGUUUGUAUGAGGACACUCCCAGAUACCAUGGUGAGAUGUGGAACAGUACUCACUGUGACUUCUGCAUGUGUGAUGAAGGACAAGUCACUUGCCAAGUAGCAGAGUGUGCCAAAGUGGAGUGUGCUAAGGGUGAAGAAUUAAUUCACUUAGAUGGGAAGUGCUGUCCUGAAUGUAUUUCAAGUAAUAGUUACUGUGUUUACAAAGAACAUACCAAAGCUAUCUCUUUCUCUGACCCAAGUGAGGCAAAACAUAUUAAGAAUGGAGAGAAAUGGGCAGAAGGGCCGUGCAGAGAAUGUGAAUGCCGGGAUGCAGAGGUGACCUGCUUCCAGCACUCCUGUACACCCUGCCCGCCUGGCAGCCUAGCUGUUGAGGUGAAGGAUGACUGCUGCCUGCACUGCAAGUCAGUUGAGUGCCAUCCAGACUGCUUGACCUGCUCUCAGUCCUUUGAUCACUGUAAUGCCUGUCGUGACCCAAGGAAGCAGCUGCAGAAUGGACGCUGUGUGGAGAUGUGUGAAUUGGGCUUCUACCAGGAUGGGGGUGCUUGCUUAGCCUGCAAUGAAACAUGCUCAGCCUGUACCAAUGGAUUUGAGUGCUCCUCGUGCCAGGCAUCCCUGCUCAUGAAGAACAGGCAGUGUGUGACUUCAUGUGGAAAGGGAUACUAUCAGGAUCAGCUCCUUUGCACAGCUUGUCACGAGUCCUGUUCCUCAUGUUGGGGUGCUGCUGAGAACAAUUGUUUGGCCUGCAAAGACCCAUCGCACAUGCUAAAAGCGGGGCUCUGCGUGGCAAGCUGUGGACAGGGAUUUUAUACCAAGGGUGGAAUCUGCAGUGCUUGUGACCAGUCCUGUGACACCUGCUACUCAGACCAACCCAGAUGUCUGACCUGUGCUUCAGAUAAGUUCUUAUAUGAUGGGAAGUGCAUUUCGGAGUGCCCAGCAGGGUAUUUCCUGAGUAGCAAUGGAAGAUGCAGAGCUUGUCAUGAUUCAUGCUCCACAUGUGAGGGACCUCUGGCCACUCAGUGCACCUCCUGUUCCUUUCCUCUGGUGUUGCAGUGGGGUCAGUGCCUGCAGGGCUGUGGAGAGGGUUUUUACCAGGAUCAUAACGUCUGCAAGGGCUGCCACCCAUCGUGCCGCACCUGCAUUGGCCCAGGAGGCUCUCAUUGCCAGCAAUGCAGGGCACCAGACAACGUGCUGCAGCCUCACCAGCCUAUUGAAGGAGCACUACAUGGCUUUUGCCUCUCUCACUGCCAAGCCCAGUUCUACAUGGACAGCACAGGAGUCUGCAAAGAGUGCCACCCCUCCUGUGCAGCCUGCGUGGGGAACACUUCCCAGGACUGCACGGCUUGUCUGUCUUCCCACGUCCUGCUUGAAGGCAGAUGCCUCUCUGAGUGUCCAGAGGGGCUGUUCAGCCACAAAGAUCACUGCUACUCCUGUCAUCCAUCCUGCAAGACAUGCCAUGGCCCUUCUGAUCUGGCGUGCUUAACCUGCCAUCCCCACGCGACUUUAGUCAGUGGAAAGUGCUGGACUAGCUGCAAAGAAGAGCAAUAUCUCAACCUGGUGGGAUAUUGUGUGGACUGCCACCCUUUGUGCCGCCAGUGUGUGGCCAACCUGCGAGACACCGGCAGCAUCUGUCUGAAGUGCCAGAAUGCCCGUCUCUGGCUCCUGGGGGAUCACUGCAUUCCUGACUGUCCGAUGGGGUACUAUGCGGAGAAUGGUGCCUGCAAAAGGUGUCACCCUUCCUGUAAAACCUGCACCAGUGGGGGUCCAUUUGCCUGCUCUUCCUGCAGCACCAGCCUAGUUCUCUCCCACACCGGCAUGUGUGUGCUAGUCUGCUCCCAGGGAUACUACAGGGAUGCCAAGCAGACCUGCAGACCUUGCAACAGCCAGUGUCUGAGCUGUGAAUCAGCCACCAGCUGUACAUCUUGCAGAGAUCCAACCAAGGUCCUAUUGUUUGGAGAAUGCCAGUACGAGAGCUGUGCUCAGCAGUAUUACCUGGAUUUUUCCAGCAAGACUUGCAGAGAGUGUGACUGGAGCUGUAAUGCCUGUAAAGGUCCCCAGAGGACUGACUGCCUGCAGUGUAUGGAGGGGUACAUUCUCCAUGAAGGAGCUUGUGUGGAACAGUGUCCAGCAGCUUUCUACAAGGAAUCAGAGACGUGCCAGAGGUGUGAUCAACACUGUCUCCAGUGUCACCAAGCAGAUGAGUGCAGCCUUUGUGAAGCCCCAUUCUUCCUCUUGGACACUCACUGUGUUCCCAAAUGUGGAAAGCGAUAUUAUCCAGACCCUGCAGAGCACAAGUGCACAGCUUGUCCUCAGGGAUGCUUGGAGUGUGAGAGUGACAGCCUGUGCCACCUCUGUGACAGCACUACAUUUCUGAAGAAUAAGAUAUGUGUUUCUGCCUGUGGCCAGGGUUUCUAUGGCAAUACGUGGACAAGAGAGUGUGAAGAAGUAAUGCUUUUCCCUUCUUUAUUUUUAGCCAGCAAGGAUCCCUUGAGCUUCCAUGUGAACAGUACCCUCACAGUAGGAAUUGGUGGGGUAAAGCCCCUCGACCUGUCCUUGCUGGGUGUGUGUGAUCUGGAUGGUGACACAGGACAGCUCUUGUUCCAUAUCAACAGCAGCCCCUCCAAUGGCAGGCUGGUGAUCAUGGUGAGGGGGGCAGCAGUGCAGCUGAGCAAAGGUGACCAUUUCAGCUGCAAGGAUGUGAAGGAGAAGAGAGUUCGCUUUGUGCACAGCAAAGAGAAAUCCAGGAAAGGACAGUUUUCCUUGAAAAUCAGUGAUCAACAACUCCUCUCCCAUCCUGAAGUGAUCAAUGUUCAAGCAUUUUCAACACAGGCCCCAUAUGUGUUCAGGAAUGAGGCUCUCCUUGUCCACAGAGGGGAAACUGAAACUGUAACAGAGCAGUUGCUUUCUGUGAGAGACAGUGACAAUCCUCAGGACGUUGUGCUGAUGGUUCUAGAGCCUCCACGUCACGGGCAGCUGAUCGGACCUCCUGGGAACUCAGCUUCUGCAGUCCACAUGUUCCACCUGGAUGACCUUACCAGUGGACUGCUGAGUUAUGCUCAUGAUGGUUCUGACACCCAGGAUGAUGCAGUUAUUUUGCAAGUCAGUGAUGGGUACCACUUCCAGAACAUCCUGUUCCACAUUAAGAUUGUUCCCAAGAGUACCAGAAGUCCUAGGCUGGUGACAAAUUCCCUGGUGUGGGUUCCCCAGGGAGGCAUGCUACAGAUCUCCAAGACCAUUCUGCAUGCUGAGCUGCCUGGUGUCCGUGACUCCGAGAUAACCUACACUAUCAUCAAGGACCAGCCAAGACAUGGUGAAGUGGUGCUUCUGGUUCCAAUGCCAGCAGAUGGUCCAGCAAACACAUGGCAGCUUUUGCCUGAUGGAAGAGCAGCCUCCCCUACAACUACUUUUACCCAGGAGGACAUCAACGAAGGCAUUGUGUGGUACAGGCACUCUGGAUCUGAAAUAGAAAGUGACUCCUUUCAAUUCCAGGUAUCUAGCUCUGCCAGUCCACAGUCCAGCUUGCAAAGCCAUGUCUUCAAUGUUGCUGUUCUCCCACAGACACCCAGAGCUCCUCAGCUUUCCCUUGGCUCCUCUUUGCACAUGGCUGUGCUGGAGGACCGUGUGACAGUGAUUGAGCCCCAUCACCUCUCCUUUGUAGACCCGGAGAUACCCAGUGAGAAAAUCCUGUUCAACGUGACCGUCCCUCUCCUUCCUGGCCAAGGUAUUGUGGAGCACAGAGACAGGCCUCUCUCUCCAGUCAGGUAUUUCACCCAAGCAGAUAUAAACCAUGGCAAGAUUGCUUACCGUCCACCAACUGCAGCUCCACACUUGAGAGAGAUCAUUGCAUUCUCCUUUGCAGGUCUCCCAGAGUCAGUGAACUUCCGAUUCACAGUGUCCGAUGGAGAGCACACAACCCCGGAGAUGGUGUUUGUCAUUCAUUUGCUCUCUACGGAACAGCAGCCUCCAGUGUUCCAGAUCACAGCUCCAUUCCUGGAGGUCAGCCAGGGAGGCAGAGCCACCAUUGGGAUACAGCUAGCUGUGAGUGACACAGAUACAGCUCCCGAGGGUCUUUUCUUUGAGCUGGUGAAACCUCCCCAUCAUGGCACGGUGCUAAAGUACAGUGCAGGCAUACAGGAGCACAUGGGAGCAGGUGACACCUUCACCUAUGAGGAUGUCACUCGAAAUGCUCUGCAGUACGUGCAUGAUGGUUCAUCAGCAACAGAGGACAGCAUGGAGAUCUCUGUCACGGACGGUGUCGCCACAGUGACCACAGUGCUGAGGGUGGAAGUGUCCCUGCUGGAUACCAGUGGUCCACAGCUGGCUCCAGGCUGCUUGUUGGCAGUCACCGUGGCUAGUAAAAGCUCCGUGACUCUCUCUCGAUUGCACCUUGCUUAUAUUGACAAUUCUCCUGACUCAGAGAUCAGAAUCCAGUUAAUAUCUCUGCCAGCAUAUGGUACUCUCUUACGGAUGUCGGGCUCUCAUGAUAAGGAGCUUUCCAAGGUUUAUAAUUUCACCAUGGAAGACAUCAACAACCAUAGGAUCAGCUACUCCACUAUGUUUGAGACCAGCAACCAGCCAGUUACAGACAUCUUCCACUUUGUUGUUUUUGAUGCUGAUAACAACCGGCUUGAUAGACAGAUGUUCACCAUCACGAUCACAUCUGCCCCGACGAUGCCCUCACUCAUUGCUUUUGCUGACCAUAUCACAGUGGAUGAGGGGGGCAGAGUCCCACUGCUGGCUCAUCAACACUUAGCUGCUGAUUAUGGUACUGCUGCCAAGGAAGACCUGAGGGUCAAAGUUACCACUCUGCCUAUGUAUGGCUACAUUGAAAACACUAAGACAGGUGAGAAUUUUGGCCCACAGAGUGAGUUUGCUGUGACUACAGACGCAUCCUUUUCCCUUCAAGAUGUUCUGGAGAACAGCAUUUACUACUUCCAGAGUGUCCAUGAAAGCAUUGAGCCAACAAGUGAUGUUUUCAGCUUUUAUGUGAGUGAUGGCUUCAGCCAGUCUGAGGUGCAGAGUGUGAACAUCACAAUUCAGAGGCAGAAUGAUGAACCCCCAAAGAUGGUCCUGGAGCCUGUCAGAGUGCACAAGGGCUCAGCUGUGGUGAUUACCAACACCUCCCUCAACCUGCAGGACUUGGACACCCAGAACAGUGAGCUUGUCAUCAUGGUUAGCAGAAGUCCUGAACAUGGUAACCUUCGCAGGAGGCAGACUGCUGCAGAGCCGCCGGAGCAUGGACACGUGCUGUCCAUGGGCUCGUCCUUCACCUACCAGGACAUUUUGGAUGAGCUGAUUGUUUAUACUGAGAGUGGGGCAGCUGCACAAACAGAUGAGUUUGGCUUCUCCAUCACGGAUGGGCUCUACACACAGAUGGGGAGGCUGGAGUUCUCCAUGGAGCUGCCGAAGAAGCAGCCACUCACGUUAGCUGUGAACAGGAACCUUCAGCUCCCAGCUGGCUCUGCAGCACGACUCACAGAUCAGCACUUGAAAGCAGCAGCUAUUUAUUUAGAUGACACUAUGAUUAGAUUUGUCAUGAAGCGGGAUCCCAGCAUGGGCCAUCUGCAGCUGACCAAAAAUGAUAAUCCAGCCCAGAUCUCUGUGAAAGGACCUGUCAAAAGUUUCACCCAAGCUGAUAUAAAUAAAGGGCAAGUGGUGUACAGUCACAAGAAAGGGGAUCCUGGUGGAAAUUUUGCCUUCACCUUUGAUGUAAUUGAUGCAGACGGCAACAAUCUGACAGACCAGGUCUUUUAUAUUAAUGUAUUAGAGGACAGAUUUCCUCCCUCUAUCAUCGCUAACAAGGGGCUGGUCUUGGAUGAGAACUCGGCUAAGAUGAUCACCACCCUCCAGCUCUCUGCCACUGACCAGGACAGUGAGCCAAGACAGCUCCAGUACAAGCUCACCAAGCAGCCUCAGCUGGGGCACCUGGAGCACGUGGCCUCCCCAGGGACAAGGAUUAUUUCCUUCAGCCAGGCAGACUUGGCCUCUCGCAGCAUCCGGUAUGUCCACACCAGUGACAUUGAAAAGCAUACAGAUGCAUUCACCUUUUCUGUGUCUGAUGGAACAAAUGAGGUAAGCCAGACAUUUGACAUCACCAUAAACCCUGUGGAUGACUCCUUACCCAUAGUGCAAAGCCUUGGGAUGACAGUUCAGGAAGGACUGAGAAAAACCAUCACGGAGUUUGAGCUUAAAGCAGCAGAUGCUGACACAGAGGCUGAGUCAAUUACGUUCACAGUCGUGCAGUCUCCCCGACAUGGCCUGAUUGAACGCACUAGCAAUGGGCAGCAUUAUCACCAAGCCACCACCUUCACGAUGGAUGACAUCUAUCAGAAUCGCAUCAGCUACAGUCAUGAUGGUAGCAACUCGCUGAAGGAUCACUUCACUUUCACUGUGUCCGAUGGGUCCAAUCCCUUUUUCAUUAUGGAGGAUGGAGGGAGGCAGGUUGUGACAGCAGCACCACAGCGCUUCAAAGUGGAUGUUCUGUCUGUGGAUGAUGGGACACCCAGGGUCAUCACCAACCUGGGUUUGCAGUGGCUGGAGUACGUGGAUGGCAAGGCAACCAAUCUAAUCACUAAGAAGGAAUUACUGACAACAGAUCCUGACACAGAUGACAAACAGCUGAUCUAUGAGAUAACAGCUGGCCCCAGAAGUGGUCAUGUGGAGAACAAGCUGAAGCCAGGGACAACUGUGACCACCUUUACGCAGGAGGAGGUGAACCAGGGCCUCAUUCGGUAUGUGAUGCAUGAGGAGAAGGUUCAGGAGACCAUGGACAGCUUUCAGUUUCUUGUGAAGGACAGCAAACCCAAUGUGGUCAGUGGCAACAUUUUCCAUGUCCAGUGGUCUCUCCUCAGCUUUACAGACACCAGUUACAGUGUCAGAGAGAAUGCAGGCUCUGUCAGCGUCACUGUGAGGCGGGUUGGUAACCUCAACCAGUAUGCGAUUGUCUUGUGCCGCACGGAGCAAGGAACAGCCACAUCCAGCUCCGGUUCACAGCGGGGAGAGCAUGACUAUGUGGAGUACGUGGGGCAGGUGCAGUUUGAGGAGCGGGAGGACACCAAGGCCUGCACCAUCAUCAUUAAUGAUGACAACAUCUUUGAGAACAUGGAGAGCUUUGCUGUGGAGCUCAGCCUGCCAGCAUAUGCUCUGCUGGGGAACAUCACCCGGGCCACGGUCACCAUCACGGAUGCAGAGGAUGAGCCCACCCUGCAGUUUGACAGGAAAACGUACCAUGUCAGUGAGACUGAUGGGUUUCUCUCUGCUCCUGUGGAAAGGAAAGGGGACACCAGCAGCACAGUGUCUGCUCUGUGCUACACCGUCCCCAGAUCAGCCAAGGGAAGCAGCCUUCAUAUGCUGGAAUCUGGCUCCGACUUCAAGUCCCGAGGGAUGGCAGAUGACAGCCGCAUUGUUUUCAGUCCAGGUGUCACUGUCACAACAUGUGACAUCACACUGAUUGACGACAGUGAAUAUGAGGAAGAAGAGGAGUUUGAGAUUGUGUUGGCUGAGCCCUCAGAUAAUGCACGUGUUGGCAGCCAGGCUUCAGCCACUGUCUUCAUCAGUGGUCCCAAUGAUGCCUCCACAGUGUCCCUGGGGAAUGCUACUUUCACCGUCAGCGAGGCUGCAGGAAACAUUGAGAUUCCAGUACUCCGACAGGGACCUGAUCUCUCAAACCCCAUCUCGGUGUGGUGUGCCACUCGGGCAUCAGACCCUCCAUCUGCCAGCCCAGGAAUCGAUUAUGUCCCCAGCUCCAGGAAAAUAGAGUUCAGGCCUGGCGAGACAAAAGAGUUCUGCACUCUGACAAUCCUGGAUGAUGCACAGUACCCGGUGAUAGAAGGGCUGGAGACAUUUGUGGUUUAUCUCAGCUCACCCCAUGGAGCUGAGCUGACAAAGCCAUUCCAAGCCAUCGUGGCCAUUAAUGAUGUCUUCCAGGAUGUACCAAGCAUGCAGUUCACCAAGGAUAUAUACACAGUGAAGGAAAAGGAGGGUACUCUGCACAUCCCCAUCUUCCGCACUGGGGAUCUGAGCUAUGAGUCCUCUGUCAGGUGCUACACCCAGAGCCAGACAGCAGAGGUCAUGGAGGACUUUGCAGAGAGGAGAAAUGCAGAGGAGUCUCGCAUCACUUUCUUGAAAGGGGAGAAGGUGAAGAACUGCAGCGUUUAUGUCAGUGAUGACUCUGCCUUUGAGCCAGAAGAGCAGUUCCAUGUCUAUCUUGGUAGCCCACUUGGAAACCAUUGGAGUGGAGCUAGGGUUGGGAAGAUAGACAUGGCAACUGUAACUGUCACCAACGAUGAAGAUGCACCCACCAUUGAGUUUGAAGAAGCUUCGUACCAAGUACGGGAGCCGCCUGGCCCGGAGGGUGUUGCUGUUUUAAAUAUCAAAGUGGUCCGGAGAGGGGAUCAAAACAGGACCUCCAAAGUCCGUUGCAGCACCCGCGAUGGCUCAGCUCAGGCCGGAGUGGAUUACUAUCCCAAGAGUCGAAUGCUCAAAUUCAGCCCAGGUGUGAACCACAUCAUGUUUAAGGUGGAGAUCAUGUCCAAUGAAGACCGGGAGUGGCAUGAGUCCUUUUCUCUGGUGCUGGGCCCAGAUGAUCCAGUGGAAGCUGUUCUUGGAGAUACCAGCACUGCAAUAGUGACUAUUUUGGACCAGGAGGCAGCAGGAAGUCUGAUUCUACCAGCAUCUCCUGUUGUCGUCACCCUGGCUGAUUAUGAUCGGGUGGAAGAAGUGACCAAGGAUGGUGCUAAGAAAUCUCCUUCCCCUGGCUACCCGCUCAUCUGUGUCACUCCUUGUGACCCUCGCUUCCCAAAGUAUGCCAUCAUGAGGGAACGCUGCAGUGAGGCUGGGAUCAAUCAGUCCUCAAUACAGUUCAGCUGGGAAGUAGCAACCCCCACAGAUGGCAACGGAGCCAGGUCACCUUUUGAAACCAUCACUGACAACACACCAUUCACUAGCGUCAACCAUAAGGUGCUGGACAGUAUUUACUUCAGCCGCCGAUUCCAUGUGCGCUGUGUGGCAAAGGCUGUGGACAAGGCUGGCCAUGUGGGGACCCCCCUGAGAAGCAAUGUGGUGACCAUAGGCACAGACAGUGCCAUUUGUCACACUCCUGUGGUUGCAGGGACAGCCCGUGGUUUCCAGGCACAGUCAUUCAUUGCCACGCUGAAGUACUUGGAUGUCAAGCACAAGGAGCAUCCCAACAGAAUCCACAUCUCGGUGCAGAUCCCCCAUCAGGAUGGUAUGCUGCCCCUCAUCUCCACUCUGCCACUCCACAAUCUGCAUUUCCUUCUCUCCGAGUCUAUCUACAGGCACCAGCAUGUCUGCUCAAACCUGGUCGCCGUCAGAGACCUCAGAGGCAUCUCAGAGGCAGGGUUUCUGGAUGAAGUGACCUAUGACAGCAUUGUUCUUGGGCCUGGAUAUGACCGUCCUUACCAGUUUGACCCCACGGUGAGAGAGCCAAAGACCAUCCAGCUCUAUAAGCACCUCAAUCUCAAGAGCUGCAUCUGGACUUUUGAUGCUUAUUAUGACAUGACUGAAUUAAUUGAUGUCUGUGGAGGCUCUGUCACUGCUGACUUCCAGGUACGAGACUCUGCUCAGUCCUUUUUAACAGUCCAUGUGCCACUCUAUGUGUCCUAUAUUUACGUGACAGCGCCGAGAGGUUGGGCUUCUCUCGAGCAUCACACAGAGAUGGAGUUCUCCUUUUUCUAUGAUACUGUUCUUUGGAGGACAGGCAUUCAGACGGACAGCGUACUCUCAGCCCGGCUGCAGAUAAUCAGGAUCUACAUCCGGGAGGAUGGCCGGCUGGUUAUUGAGUUCAAAACACAGGCCAAGUUCAGAGGGCUCUUUGUCAUGGAGCACCACAGCCUGCCAGAUGUCAAAUCUUCCUUAAUGACUCCAGACCACCUGGGAGGGAUCGAGUUUGACCUGCAGCUGCUGUGGAGUGCUCAGACUUUUGACUCUCCCUACCAGCUCUGGAGAGCAACCAGCUCCUAUAACAGGAAGGACUACUCUGGAGAGUACACAAUCUUCUUAAUACCCUGCACUGUGCAGCCCACACAACCAUGGAUAGAGCCUGGAGACAAGCCCCUUCCCUGUACAGCUCAUGCUCCUGAGCGAUUUUUGAUCCCGAUUGCCUUUCAGCAGACAAACCGCCCAGUCCCCGUUGUCUACUCCCUAAACACGGAAUUCCAACUUUGUAACAAUGAGAAGGUGUUUCUGAUGGACCCCACCAAAUCUGAAAUGUCUCUUGCAGAAAUGGAUUACAAAGGAGCUUUUUCAAAAGGGCAAAUCCUGUAUGGCCGCGUACUCUGGCACCCUGAGCAAAACCUGAAUGCUGCUUACAAGCUGCAAUUGGAAAAGGUCUAUCUGUGUACAGGCAAGGAUGGCUAUGUGCCUUUCUUCGACCCAACGGGCACCGUCUACAAUGAGGGGCCCCAGUACGGCUGUAUUCAACCCAACAAGCACCUCAAACACCGAUUUCUCCUCCUAGACCGAAACCAACCAGAAGUGACGGACAAGUAUUUCCACGAUGUGCCUUUUGAUGCCCACUUUGUUUCGGAACUGUCCGAGUUUCACUCAGUAAGCAGCAUGCCUGGAGUUGAUGGAUUUACUCUCAAGGUGGAUGCUCUGUACAAGGUGGAAGCUGGACACCAGUGGUACCUUCAGGUCAUCUACGUGAUUGGCCCGGAGAGCAUGGCAGGGCCUCGUGUCCAGCGCUCCCUCGCUCACCACUGGAGACCACGUGGCCGCAGGGACCUGGUUGGUGCCGAUGGGAGGCCAAUGCUGGAUGACUCCUUGAUCUACGACAAUGAAGGUGACCAGAUCAAGAACGGCACCAACAUGAAGUCACUGAUCUUGGAGAGGGAGGAAGCUGCCGUCGCAGCCUCCUUCUCCCAGACAGGUGCUUCCCUGGGGAGUGCAUUUGCCACUGUUGCCCUGCUGCUGCUGCUUCUGCUGGCUGGGCUUUGCAUUCUCACUGGGAAACGGCGGAAGCUACAACAGAAGCAGGAAGCAGCCCCAGAGGAGCAUCCACUGAACACCAAGGUGGAGCUGCCCCGGAGAGCCGAGAGGUCUGUGGACAACCGGUACUGCACCGUGCGGAAUGUUAAUGUGUGGAGGGAGAGCUGCAGGAAGGUGAAGCAGGUGAACUUGGAAGUCAAAGUCCACAGCAAUUUGCAUGACGGAACGGAGGUUUAGUGGAGCACAUGCUUUGGUUUGGUGAAGGUUUUUUAUAAAUAUUAAAAAAAAAACCCACAAAAAUAAUCCAAAAAGGAAAAACUAAGAGAAGUUCUGCUGGGUUUGUGUACUCUGGUGAGGAGGAGGAGCAGCUCCGGCUCAUCUCUCCUCCCCACCCCCCCCGCGUCCCUAUCACCGGGACUAAAGGCUAUACGUGGAUCUGAUAUGGAGGAUGACCGGGAUGUCACUUCCCUAUGCUUCCCCCACUUCAUCUCCACUGUUCGGUGGAGAGGCGUCAGAUGCACGCACCGGGGGGAUGUAGUGCCACCUCUCAGCCAUCGGGUGGCGCUGCGCUUAGCAGUGGCGCUCCGCGUCCGCCAGCGGGCGCCAGGCAGGGGUUCAUCAUUAAGUCAUCACCUAAAGAGUGACGUCAUAUCUUAACCUCGUGUGAAACGUAAAUAAUACUAUUUCCAAGAAUCGACUAAGGAGUUAAAUAUUCAACUUAGCCACCAGGCGGACAGAAGAACUCAAAGGCAGGGGAAGAAGCCUGUCCCCGAGAUCACAUAUAACUCCCACACUUUGAAUUCUAAAAUCAAAAUUUGAUGCUGGAAUAAACUGAGAAUGUUUAUCUGA
Messenger RNA from Melopsittacus undulatus (budgerigar), 12705 nucleotides. RefSeq names its product Fraser extracellular matrix complex subunit 1 (gene FRAS1). The record is from RefSeq and is a predicted model, not a curated record. Gene Ontology annotation, biological process: anatomical structure morphogenesis; cell communication. The coding region runs from base 1 to 12093 and encodes 4030 amino acids. Gene Ontology annotation, molecular function: protein binding. The transcript is spliced from 74 exons. Lineage: Eukaryota; Metazoa; Chordata; Aves; Psittaciformes; Psittaculidae. Gene Ontology annotation, cellular component: membrane.